Mollisia scopiformis is the source of this 2739-nucleotide messenger RNA. RefSeq lists its product as uncharacterized. The transcript has 2 exons. The record is from RefSeq and is a predicted model, not a curated record. Bases 1 to 2739 code for a protein of 912 amino acids. Lineage: Eukaryota; Fungi; Ascomycota; Leotiomycetes; Helotiales; Mollisiaceae.
AUGAGUCAACAGCAAUGGCCUGCGCCAACCAGGUCGCCUGGUGGAGGAGGUUCGGUGAGAAGAGCCAGAGAGAUGGCCGAAGCCGGGCUCACACCACAGAUGCCUUCACAAAUACCACGCGCUCCGCCUCAGAGACCUUAUGAUCAAUCGAGAGUGGCUCCCAAUGCGCCAACACCUCGAAUGCGACCUCCAAUGCCCCCAGCGUUGGUCUCGACAAAAAGUGGUCAAGGCCCAAUUGGGGUUGCGAUAUCACGACCAACCCAGGUUCCACAAUGGCCGCUGGCGGCGACCAUUGAAGGGGGACCAGAUCCCCAGUAUCAACCUCCUCCGGGUCGAGGUGUGCCACCACAACGACCGCCACGACCCAGCCACGUACCGUCUAUGCUUGAUGCUUCACGAUUACAAGAUCCUACGCCUUCCUUUCAGUACAUACCACAACAAGGACAGAACAGAGGGUACGAGGAGGAUGAUGUUAUCUCACCGAUUGUUGCUUCUCCCAUGACACAGUCAUCCCGACCUUCGACGUUAUCAUCUGUUGGAUCAAUUCCCGAUUUUCCUGUACCAAUGCCGAAUUCUGGUCCACCCCGAAGGAGUGCCAACCUCGGACCUCCGCCGUCAUCACGACGUGGCGCAUCAUCAUAUUACUCGCAGGCUUCGUUUGUGUCACCAAUCCCAGAAGAGAGUCCCCGAACGGUCCCUUCGCAUCAAUCUUAUGCGUCGAGUGCUGCGAUGCCAACGAGUUGGGGAUCGGAUUCGCCACGAUAUGAUGAGGAUGAUUAUGAGGACGAGGAGGUGUAUGAUGGAGACAGUCCAGACUUCAGGAGGGUGGAGAGAGGAUUCGGUUCCCCAAUCGAGGAGGGUCGUGAAUCGAGGGAGUCGAAUGGGGAUGAUAGUGACGAUCGAGGAUUAAUACGAAGCGCGAGUUUUGGACGACGCGCAAAACCUUCGAUGAUAACGACCAGGAGUUCAGACAAAGUUGAGCCAGCGGUGCGACCGCAAGUAGUGCCUCAGCAAAUGUCGAAACUAGAGAAGAUGGGAGUUAUCGCAGGUGUAGGAGGUCCGACAACAGGUCUUGUAGCUUCAAAGAAUGGCGAGAAUGGACAACGGGAGACGGUGUGGCCCAUCAUUGGAAAUGUCAACUCACCGCUCGCCACGGGAACCGGUUUUAUAGACAAGUCGUCUACGUCGUCGGAAGAGACCGUGCCAACGAUUGCGAGAGCUGUAACGACAAACGAAGCUGCUCCUGCAUAUGUUGCUAACCGUUCGGAUCCCAAGGCCGCCGAGAUGCUUGGAGCUUAUAAUGCGGCGAGUGCACUGCAACCUGGACCAUCGCCCACUCGAACACCUAGUCCUGGCUUCAGCAGAUUGUCUGCGAUUCGAAGACCGCCUCGUCUGGACAUGGAUGCUGUUCGUGAUGCGGAGGCGAGAGGAAGUUUGACGAGUUUACCGGAUCUGAUCAGACGAGCAACGAGGUUAGCAGCAAUGAUGGAUCGAGGGAAGAGGCCAGCGAGUCGAAUGGCAUUGAACGAUUGGCCAAGUGACAAUGACCUGGCCAAAGACAAGGAAAUCGGCUUAUCUGAGGACGAGAAGCACAAAUCUGGUCUCUCGGGUAUGCUGGCCGCUUUCCCACCACCCGGUGUCGCAACCCCCGUCCGAGGUGGAACUCCCGUUCGCCCAGUAUCAUCAUGGCCCUCACCCUACGACCCAUCAGCAGGCGUAGGCCAAGAUUCAGGAAGAUCGAAGAAGAAGCGUCGCUGCUGCGGCUUACCGUGCUGGGGAUUUCUAAUCGUGCUCCUAAUCCUCCUAAUAAUCAUCGCCGCAGCCGUGGUCGUCCCCCUCGAACUCCUCGUCUUCCAUAAACCCAAAUCGACGUCCGCCGCAACGGCUACGACCUCCGCUCUCCAGCAAUGCGAAGCGAAUACCGCGACGGCGUGCAAGAAUGGCGGCACCUCAGUCAUCGAUGAUGGGUCCUGCGCUUGUAUUUGUACGAACGGCUUCACGGGCACCACUUGCACGACCGCCAAUGCGACAGGCUGUACGACAACCUCGCUCUCCGGCUCGAAUCUCACAAACGUCACACUAGGCGACGCCAUAACACGCCUCAUUUCCGACGCUCAAUCUAAUUUCUCCAUCCCGUUGUCGGAAAGCACCAUCAUCGCACGUUUCAAUAACGCAAAUCUGACCUGCGCGUCGGAGAAUGCGUUGGUGACGUUCCAGGGCUCGGCGAUGAGGAGGAGAGGUGAUACGACGAGUAGUGCGGCGUGGUCGAUUGCUACUUCUGAUGGGAUUAUCUACGAUUCUUCGUCAUCUUAUUACCACCCUUCUUCUACCUCCUCACCUUCUUCCUCCUCUACCACCACCACAUCUUCCUCCGCGUCGACAACGACCACGAACCCAACAGAUGUGUUCAACAUCACCACCACGGUCCUCGAUUUCUCCAGAGUGGCGGUCCUGUAUAUCCUCCAGCAGGAACAACUCAACGCAGCGAUAACCGCCCAAUCAGCGCUCCAGAAAUUCUUCGAGGUGCAAGCCUUUACUAAUAUGGCAGCUCGAAACAUCAGUUUGGGGAACGGGAAUGUGGUUGAUUUGAUUAGUCUUACGGUGAACGUGGGUAAUGGGACCGUGGGCGGGAUGGGGAAUUCGAGCUCGAGCUCGAGUACAGGGAGUAAGAAGAGGUGGGAAGGGAGGGAGGAGGCGCAGUUACCGAGGCGGAGGAUCGAGCUUUAUGGGGGGUUGUAG